AAGAGCAUAACGAGGUCAGGAAGGCACAUUCCUCACGGUGUAUGCUUUUCGGUUUUUUUGGUUAACAAGUGCUCCGCACCGAAAGCAUCCCAUCUCCGGGUUCCGUUCCGAGAGACGAUCUGUGCGUGAUGGCGAAGCCGCUAAUCGUCCUAUUGUCGAUCAAUUUGAUCUGCCUUAUCAGCGUCCGUGCUGCUGCUACCUCGGAGGAUGUUCCGAAGAUUGACCGAUGGCGACGCCAGACGGCGGGAGAAGCGCUGAUGUCCGAGCAACUGUUCGCCAUCAUCGAUCUCUACAAACAGGAAGAUCCGGUCGGGCUGCCCGGAGCGACCAUUCCGGACCCGAUGCCCAUUCCGGACAUCAAGCAAUCGCUUUCGAUCGCCAAAAUGCACAUGCGCAACCUGGUGCUUCAUGGUAUGUCUCGCUUCCGCAUCCGCCACUUCCGCACCGAGCUGAACAGUAUGGCUGUUCAGGCGCAGAUCGCGAUCGACCAGAUCACGGUGCACGGUAACUAUACGAUGAGUACGUUUUUCAACCGUGCCGAGGGUCCGUUCACGGUGGUGAUGAGCAACGUGCUGACGAAGGCAAACGUGUCACUGUCGGUGGAACGCCAGGGCAUGCUGCAGACGAAGGACAUCGAGCUGGACAUUGCGUUCGACGAUAUGGCAAUGGACUUCCAGAACCUCGGCUUCAUGGGAAGCAUCUUUCAGAGUGUGGUUAAUUCGGCGUCGAAUCUCGUGUACGACACGAUUAAACCGUACAUGCUGCAGGAGGCCUACAAGAAGAUCCGCGAGGAGGUGGACACAAACAUCCAGAACGUGACGCUCGAGCGGGGCUUCAUCCUGCCGAACUCGAUCUCGCCGGUCGACGUCGCCAUCGGCGAGCUGCGGACACUGGUGCGCAACAAGGGUUUCGAUCCGUUUCUCGUACCCGACUACAACAACACGGCCGGCAUCUUUGGGAUGCAAACGAUGCACACCUGGCUCCGGGGUGGGUCCAGCUUCUACCGCUACGGUGACAUAUCGGUGACGAUGCAGAACAACACGGCCACCCUCGGGGUACACGUGGCCACGCAACGAAUCACCGGCUCGACGCACUGGGAGGUGUCGAUCGGCCGGGGGAUGCUGUCGCAUCCGGGUCGGGCCCAGUUUACGGUCGAGCACAUACGGGUUGCGGUGCAGAUCGAGCAGCCGCUAGAUUUGCGCAAAAAGCUGAAACUGAAGGACAUUCAGCUCGAGCUGGGCAACAUACAGGUGCGGUGCGAGGGCGCGGGAACGUUCGACUACGUGGUCGAGGCGGCCGUCAACAUACUACCGAAUCUGCUACGCUACCAAAUUAUGGAUGCGAUCGAGAACCCGCUGCGGAUGCGCAUCCAGGAGAAGCUGGACUGUGUCAACACGGAGGCGAUGGUGCGAAAGUAUGUGCUCGAGUUUGAACAGCAUGGAGUCGAUUUUGACUUGCAGGACUUUGAACUUUGCCAGACUUAGCCAGCGUAGUAUAUAUAGUACUUCGAAGAUAAGACCUGAAAGUGUUUGCUGAGCGCACACACACGGUGCGUAAUGCCCGGUUACGGAUUUUGUGCGACCAAUAAAACAAUCUGUCGGUACAACUGUCGCUGUGCGUUUCAGUCAAUAUGGU
Anopheles cruzii is the source of this 1635-nucleotide messenger RNA. RefSeq lists its product as uncharacterized. NCBI's taxonomy places the organism in Eukaryota, Metazoa, Arthropoda, Insecta, Diptera, Culicidae. The transcript is spliced from 2 exons. The record is from RefSeq and is a predicted model, not a curated record. Bases 129 to 1484 code for a protein of 451 amino acids.